GAAAGCUGGAAAUAUCAAAAGGAUUUAAUAAACCAAAAGAACCAACGAAAAUUUUAAAUUUAAAAUCAAAGCUGGAAUAAUUUUCAAAUAAAAUGAUUUUCGAUCGUUAUGCUGCCUCAGGCAGCACAGGUGACGACUACGAAUUCGGUGGUGCAUUCAAACAAUAUCCCAACAAUCUGGCCUCCCCCGACUCCACCAACACCCUAAGAUUAGCCACCAACACUAACGAUCUUAACAACUACCAGCAUAAUACACAUCAACACCACCACCUCCACCAACAACAACAACAACGCCACAACGGUUAUAGUCAAAGUAAUUCACCUAGUCGUUCGCUGGGCAUCGAUUCCACAACAUUGGUUAAUACAUUGCCCCACUCACCAGCCCACAUGGAACAUUUAUUUAGCAGUAAACUUCAGGCGGAAAGACUUCUGCUGGAGUUGACACAUUUACAAGAACCUAUCUGUGAUUUGAAACAAAGUGAGAAUGGCGGCGUUAUAGCGAAACAGCAUUUGAGGAGGGGUACACGCUUUGGACCGUUUGCGAUAACGGAGUCAAUGGAAAAAUCAAAUGCCUGGGAUAUCUUACCCAUGUCCCAUAUACGUAGCCUAUUGGAACCCUCGCCCGAAGUUAAGUUGUUAUUAAAGAAAAUUCGUACUUCCUCCAAUUUGGAGUGUGAAAAAGAGGCUAAUUUUAAUAAUUUUUAUGUGGCGGGAUGUCUUUGGUAUGAAUCUAAUCGUGAUAUUGAGGCUGGUGAAGAGAUUAUUAUUGACGGCCGGUCCAAAACCCUCUACGAGCACAAUGAAUUAUUGGCGAAUGGAGAAAUGCACAAUGGUUCCUCAAUACAUAGCAGUGAUGAUAGAAGUGAACGUGAUAAUGCCUCAUUUUAUGGAUCAAAUUUAAACCGUGAAGACGAUUACAAAAAAGACAAGUCAUCCGAUCAAAUAAAAAGUGAACAAAGUGAUGAUGAAAAUGGUUUUGAUAUACGCUGUGAAGUGUGCGAUAAAGUCUUUAUAGAAUUACAAGAUUUGGACGAUCAUUUGGUGGGUGCCCAUCAUUUUCGUAAAGACGAAUUUUUCUGUGAAUUGUGUUCGCAGCGUUUCUGUCAUCGACCGCUUUUACUGAAACAUCGUGCAUUGCAGCACAACGAGAUACGGAAAUAUCCCUGUGAAAAUUGUACCAAGGUAUUUUGUGAUCCAUCGAAUUUACAGCGACAUAUUCGUAACCACCACAUUGGAGCCAGAAGUCACGCUUGCCCUGAGUGCGGUAAAACAUUUGCUACCUCAUCAGGUCUUAAACAACACACGCACAUACACUCCUCCGUCAAACCCUUCCAGUGUGAGGUCUGUUUCAAAGCCUAUACGCAGUUCUCGAAUUUGUGCCGACACAGGCGCAUGCAUGCCGAUUGUCGCAUGCAGAUAAAGUGCAGCAAGUGUGGUCAAAGUUUUAGUACGGUUACCUCUUUGUCCAAACACAAAAGAUUUUGUGAUUCUACCAACGUACCACCGGCGGGAGUAGGUUUGCCACCCAGUUUAGCACACUCUUUGCAUCAUCAAACUCAGAAUCAGUCUCCCACACAAACAAGAUCAUCAGGAGUAAACGGUAAUUUAGCCAACAACAUGACUACACCACCGAAUCCAUUUUUGUUUUGGCGUUCCACCUUCUUUCCGGCAUUUCCUCCGGCUGCUGCUGCCUUUGGUUUGCAGGGCAUGUUUCCCCAGGCGGCCGCUACCCAAACCUCAAAUUUUGCACCCAUGUUCUCAAAACCCAAUAUGGACUUUAAACUGCAGCAGCUGAGAUGCCAGCCUCCAGCAAAUGCCCUCAACCACAACCUCAAUAACAACAGUAAUAAGACCAACUCCCUGGCCGUUAGUCCAGCCAAGGAACACAUAAAUACAUCAGCAAAUCAAGAAGCAUUUGGUCUCUAUUUUCCCAAAUUCGAAAUGGAGCAAAAGCUGAAACGUGAAAGAAAUUCAGCUGAUAGUAAUCAUAUAAAAUAUAAGAAAGAAGCACAGCGUUUUUCUUCUGAUGAAGAGUCCCUGGAGACCAAAGAAAAAACUACUAAACAUGAUAUAAAAAAAGAAACGGACCACAAAUUGAAAAAAGAGGAGGAAGAAGAGGUCUCCUUGAGAAUGAAUGAGGAUGAUAAGAAAUCCAUUGACAUUGUCUCAGUGUCUCCUCACCAUGAAGCGGAGGCAAAAACCGCCUAUACAGAACUGCCUUUGGAUCUAAGUGUCUCGCGCAAAAGAAGCAGUAUUGAUUCAAAUUUUAGUCAACAGUCAGCAGAACAGAAAUCUACAAGAGUUGUUGACCACAACUCCUCUAUAAUAAAUAUUCGAGAUAUCAGUCCCAUAGCCCAUGAAGAACUAAGCAAUGCGGACAGUUAUGAGCAACCUCCGAAAAAGCAAAGAAUAUUCAACUCCUCGGUAAACAGCAGUCGCACUCCCACGGCCUCUCCAGGACCCACACCCUCUCCCUCACCACCCUGCAAUGUCAGCAGUACGGCAGCCCAUGAAAAUACUUCAGCCUCCCUGCCCACUUGUCCACGGCCCAUACAUCCCAUGCUGCUCGAUGAAAUCUAUCGCACACAUGCAUUGGAAUCCACAUUUCAACGUCCGUUCCCUUUUUUAGGACUAAUGGGCGAGCGGCCGUCUUUAGAGGCCAAUGCAUUACGCGCUAGAGAAGAGCAGUUUGCAGCCGAACCCAUGUUUCAUGAAGCCUUGAGGGGCCUUUCUGCCGGCGCUCUACAAGUAGCCCAAGCGGGCAAAUUGAAAGAUCGUUAUACCUGCAAGUUCUGUGGCAAAGUUUUUCCCCGGUCGGCCAAUCUAACCCGCCACUUGAGAACUCACACCGGCGAACAACCCUAUACCUGUAAAUAUUGUGAUCGUGCUUUUAGCAUCUCCUCAAAUCUGCAACGGCAUGUACGCAAUAUACACAACAAAGAAAGACCUUUCAGAUGUCAUUUAUGUGAUCGUUGCUUUGGCCAGCAAACCAACUUGGAUCGGCAUUUGAAGAAACAUGAAUCGGAUACCACGGGUCUGGGUUUGGCCAUCAGUGAUUCGCCCAGUUCAAAUGAGGCCGAUCGUGAGGACUCCUAUUUCGAUGAAAUACGCAAUUUCAUGGAUCGUGUCACCUACAAUGAGGACUUAUAUACACCCUCCAGCAUAGGCAAUGCAGAAAAUGAUACCGACUACAAUGCCAGCGAUAAUGAUAAUGAGCUAUCGGUUUCCCGGCCCUCAUCGGCUGAUUUAACUAAUGAUCAUCAAUCCAAAACUACUGAGGCUAAUGAAAUCUUAGAGGAUGAUUAAUAAAUAAAUUAAUAACAUAAAAUAAGUUAUUUAUACCAACACACUCAAACUUUAAAGUAAAUAUAUUUAAAUAGUUAUUGUUUCAUUUAACUAAA
Molecule: messenger RNA, 3400 nt
Organism: Calliphora vicina (urban bluebottle blowfly)
Lineage: Eukaryota; Metazoa; Arthropoda; Insecta; Diptera; Calliphoridae
Gene: ham
Product: hamlet
Exons: 8
Coding region: 93-3305 (1070 amino acids)
Source: RefSeq, a predicted model, not a curated record